Molecule: messenger RNA, 1098 nt
Organism: Funneliformis geosporum
Lineage: Eukaryota; Fungi; Glomeromycota; Glomeromycetes; Glomerales; Glomeraceae
Source: the annotation of a GenBank genome assembly
AUGAACGACUUUAAACAACUUUUGGAAACCAAAGAAGGAUAUGAUGUCAUAUUUUACAUUGGGGAAGAACCGAUUGCCAGGAAAUUUUACGCACACUCACUUAUACUUGGGUGUAGAUCACAAUAUUUCUCAAUAUUAUUUUCAAAUGUAAUCGAGAAAGUGGAUGGAUGUUAUAAUAUAAAGAAACCAAAUAUCCCUUCGGAAAUUUUUCAUCAUAUCUUAAGUGGAGAAGAAAUAUUAAAUAUAAUAGUAGCGGCAUCGGAAUUUUAUUUACAAAAUCUUGUUGAACAUUUAAAAGAAUACCUCUGUACAAAUCGUAGGGAGAUAUUGCAAAGCAAUCCUCUCGAACUUCUCGUGUUAUCCUUUCAACAUGAAUCAUUAUUUUCAUUACAAGAGAUGAUCAUUAAACUAAUCUGUCAAAAACCAAAAGUAAUUUUUAAUACACGAUAUUUUUAUUGCCUUCCACCAAAUGUCUUGGAAACGUUGAUUAAAAGGGAAGAUUUGAUAUUAGAUGAAAUAAUUAUCUGGGAAAAUUUAGUUAAAUGGUGCAUAUAUCAAUGUAAAUAUUUUGAAAAUGAAAAGGAUAUUUAUAAAAUCAAUUUGAGUGAUGAAGAAUUCAAUAACAUUAAAGAAACACUUGAGAAUUAUAUUUAUUUAAUUAAUUUUCAAGAAAUAUCUGCUAGAGACUUCCUUAACAAAGUGAUGCCAUAUGAAGAAUUAUUACCAAGAGAACUUAAAAAGGACAUUUUAAGAUAUCAUAUGUUACCAGGCAUUGAAAGUCCGGACAACUCAAGUCCAGUCAACACACCAGAACCUUCUCAAUCCCCUACGCCAUCAUUAAGGGCCAUAAGAUGUUUCAAAGGUUGGGGUCCCAUAUUCGGUAAUUUAAAUGGUGAUAGCAAUGAUUUGGCCAUGACAAGUUUGGGUAAUUGGAGUUCAAGCAGUGGUUCUUAUGAAAAUGUCGGAAUCCCUAAUCAUUUUAAAGUUGAGGAAUGGGAAGUAUUUCAGAUAAAGAAGAAGAAAGAAUAUGAAUUGUUAGCUCGAGCUUAUUAUUUUCCAGGAAUGGAAAUAAUGUUGAAUGAUUAUUUAUUAUCCUAA